UUUAUAAAUUGACCUUCCGGGUCGUAAUUUUUUCAAAAUCGACGCAAUGUCAGCUCUGAGACUCGUCAUACUAUUUUUUUCUGUCGCGGCAUACGCCUCGGCUCUGCCGACCAACGCCACUCUCGACGACAGCUGCACCAUCAACACCUUCAACGAUGUUUCGAGCGUCACCUCUAGCUGCACCUCCAUCACCCUCAAGGGGAUCACCAUCCCUGCUGGCGAAACCCUGGACCUGAGCCUCAAGUCGGGAACGACCGUCAAGAUCACCGGUACCAUCAAAUUCGACUACAAGACUUGGGACGGUCCCCUGAUGAGGAUCAAGGGAAGCAAAGUCACCGUGAAGGCCGACUCUGGUGUUCAGCUCAACGGCCAGGGUGAAAAAUACUGGGACGGACAGGGCGACAAAGGCAAAACCAAGCCGAAGUUCUUGAAGAUUCAAACGACCGGUGGUUCGGUAAUUCAAGACCUCUACCUGCUCAACUGUCCGCGUCAGUGCGUAUCUAUUAACGACGUGGAUAGUACCACCAUCAAAGGGUUCACCAUCGACGUAUCAGCGGGCGACACCGACGAUCUCGGACACAAUACAGACGGCUUCGACAUCUCGAAAGCGACCAACCUGGUGAUCCAAGACUCCACCAUUAAGAACCAAGACGAUUGUGUCGCGAUCAAUUACGGUUCGAACAUUAAGAUCAGCGGACUCAAGUGCUCGGGAGGUCACGGCCUCAGUCUCUCGGUGGGCCAGAGCAAGGACGACUCUUCCACUAAUCAGGUGAAGAACGUCACUUUCUCAGACUGCGAGGUCAAAAAGUCCAGGAACGGGAUCCACAUCAAGACUCACACCGACGCCGCGGCGGGCUACAUCAAGGACGUCACCUACAAGAACAUCAAACUGUCGGAUAUCACACACUACGGUAUCAAUGUCCAAGAGGACUACAAAGACGGCAGCUCGACCGGUAGCGCAAAGGGUAACAUCCCCAUCACCAAGUUGAACAUGAACUCGAUUACGGGUUCCAUGACAGGAUCCAGCGGCAUGGAUGUCUAUAUCCUUUGCGGAUCAGGAGGAUGCAGCGACUGGACUUGGUCGGGAGUCUCUAUCAGCGGUAACAAGAAGAGCGAUUCGUGCAACUUCAGUCCCUCGGGAUACACUUGUAAAUGAUUGACUAAGGCAAUAAAUGGCGGCUUGUCGAACCGGGCUUCUUAUUUUAAAAAAAUAAC
Molecule: messenger RNA, 1215 nt
Organism: Cylas formicarius (sweet potato weevil)
Lineage: Eukaryota; Metazoa; Arthropoda; Insecta; Coleoptera; Brentidae
Product: polygalacturonase-like
Exons: 4
Coding region: 47-1156 (369 amino acids)
Biological process (GO): pectin catabolic process
Cellular component (GO): extracellular region
Molecular function (GO): polygalacturonase activity
Source: RefSeq, a predicted model, not a curated record